AUGAUGUUGACCUUAUUGAUUUCCGGUCCGAAACAACCCAGAAAUGAUAUAGACGUCUACUUAGAGCCUUUGAUUGCUAAUUUAAAAUCUUUGUGGGAUGGGAUUAAAGUAGUGUAUGAUGCUCAUAUAGGAGAAUACUUUACACUAAGAGCUGCAUUACUGUGGACAAUUAAUGAUUUUCCAAAUUAUGGAAACUUAUUUGGUUGUAUCGUAAAAGGAUAUAAAGCUUGUCCAAUAUGCGGUGAUGAGACACCUAGUCACAGGUUGAAAAAUGGCCACAAAAUAUGUUACAUCGGGCAUAGAAAAUGGUUACCAAUAUAUCAUCCAUAUCGGAGGCAACGUGCAGUUUUUAAUGGGAAACCUGAAUAUGACACGCCUCUAAAGCCAUUAACCGGAGAAGAAGUGUUACAAAUGGUUGAAGGUAUUAAUUAUAAAUGGGGCUUAAAAAAAGGUGGAGGUGGAAGUGAAAAUGAUGGUGACAGAGUUUGUUGGAAGAAGAAAUCAAAAUUCUUUUAUCUCGAGUACUGGAAAUACAUUUUUGUGAGGCAUGCCCUUGAUGUUAUGCACAUCGAGAAAAAUGUUUGCGAUAGUAUCAUUGGUACGUUGUUGGAGAUCCCUGGAAAAAAUAAAGAUGAGAUUGCUGCUCGUUUGGAUUUAUUGAACACGGAGGUCAAGACUGAUUUGCAACCCGAGUAUGGAGAAAGACGUACUCGCUUACCUCUAGGGCCUUGA
Messenger RNA from Prunus armeniaca (apricot), 732 nucleotides. NCBI's taxonomy places the organism in Eukaryota, Viridiplantae, Streptophyta, Magnoliopsida, Rosales, Rosaceae. The record is from the annotation of a GenBank genome assembly.